This is a messenger RNA of Electrophorus electricus (electric eel), 1221 nucleotides long. It is a transcript of the gene mrps15, whose product is annotated as mitochondrial ribosomal protein S15. Gene Ontology annotation, cellular component: ribosome; mitochondrial small ribosomal subunit. NCBI's taxonomy places the organism in Eukaryota, Metazoa, Chordata, Actinopteri, Gymnotiformes, Gymnotidae. Gene Ontology annotation, molecular function: structural constituent of ribosome; RNA binding. The record is from RefSeq and is a predicted model, not a curated record. Gene Ontology annotation, biological process: mitochondrial translation.
UAUCGUUGGUUUGCCUCCUCGAAAGACUGAAGAAGAAUGUUUGACGAGCUGGCGUUCUCUGUACAUUGAGGGGCAAACGUUUUUGAAUGCAAUUAUCUCCUUCAAGUGUGAGAAAACGUAUAAAGGAGGCUGACGUCUGUGAAGACAAUGUUUUUGAAAAAAACAAUGAAAUUAACAGCGGUGAUUUUACGAACAUGGAAUCUAUUUUCAGGCGUGAAACUCGGCAAUGUCAUGCCAAUGAGGCAUGGUCAUGGCAGCUGGGGCGGAGUAUUCAAUGCUAACCUUAGCUGGAUGGUCACUCAUGCAAUUAGAAGCAGCAUGGUCAGAAACCAAAUAAGGGAUGGGUGUAACCAACCUGCUGAAGUGGCCAAUAAUGAAGCCCUCACCAUUCAGCCAGUGAGACAUUAUGCACGUGCAGUACAAAAAAAGCAAGAAUUUCAGAGUCAACUACAAGACCUUCCCCCAUCUAUGCUGAAACUUGAAUUUGCUACUGUUCCACUUGCUCACACAGUUGAUGAUGUGGUCAAAAGACUUCUCUCACUGGAACUUGGAAGCCACAGAGAUAAACUGCGUCUGAAAGAGGAACAGCUGAUUGCAAAGGUCCAGCGAGAUGAAAAUGACCGCAGCUCAACAGAAGUUAAGGUCGCUGUAUUGACAGCACGAAUUCGUAACUUCCAGGAGCACUUGCAGAAGCACCCUAAGGACAAAGCUAACAAGAGAUGGAUGCUGAUGAGCACUGACCAGAGGAAGAAACUGCUAAAAUUCCUGAGAAGGACCCACUAUGAUGCAUUUGAGAAAGUCUGCCAUGAGCUGGACAUCACAUACACUUUCCCUCCAGAGUAUUGUAGACGAGCCACGCGGCGCUGGUUGGCUAAGAAAGCGCUAUGUAUCAAGGUCUUCAAAGAGGUCCAGAAGCAGAAAGCAGAGCAGAGAAAUAAAAUGAAGCAAGCUCAGGAGAAGGCUGAGGCUUCUAGCACUACCCCAACAAAUGCCCAAGAGACUGCAGUAUAAUACAGCACAACAAACCAAUCAUGCAAAAUAACUUCAGCUAAACAACUUAAAAUAAAACAUAGCUUCCAAACACUGACAACAGAGGAUUUUACAUGUACUGGUGUGAUAUUUAUUUUGGCAGAUAUGUUCAUACAUUUGUCAAAGUAAGAAGCUAACAUUGUUCAUCUCUUACAGUUAUUAAAUAAAGUUUGAUUGAUCUUUCUCUCAUAA